Molecule: messenger RNA, 1221 nt
Organism: Anopheles darlingi
Lineage: Eukaryota; Metazoa; Arthropoda; Insecta; Diptera; Culicidae
Exons: 5
Coding region: 63-1214 (383 amino acids)
Source: RefSeq, a predicted model, not a curated record
GUUUCGUUUUGUUAAUCGCAGCGCAUUAUUAUUUUCCUUAAAAAAGGAUCCUCGAUCCGGAAAUGCCUUACUCGUAUCUGCACCAUAUCGUUAAGGACACGAAGCGCCGCAUCGAAAACCAAAGCAUUCCGUACGAAGAAGAGUACCGGCUUCAGCUGAAACAUCUCCGAUACAAGGAAAGGGAUAUCAUCAAGGAAACGUUCUUGCAGCAAGAAUGGAACAUCGGUAGUGCUCACGUUCUUGCGAUGUUACAAGAUGCGGGUAUACUAACCGCCAGCGAGUUUAUCCUAAGCUUGGCGUGUGCUGAAUUAACACAGCAAAUUAUGAACGAUCUACUGGAAACCGAGCAUACGCUUCUGGCACAUCUAGUCAAAUUUGCUUUCAAAGACAAUCAUCUUUCACUCACCCUUACGAAAGUGCUGCAGGAAAGCUUCAGUGGGUUGCUAAACGAUUUGAAAGACAAUCCCAACGUAAUUCCAUGCAACUAUCUUAUCGAGCUUAAAGUGCACCUACCAUCUGAGGAGCACGCACUGGUUUGUAACGAACAUUUGCGGCUGCUCUUGACCGACCCGACACAAUCCGGUUCGUUGGACGAAGCGAUUCGGGAGCAGGACCGUUGGCGCAUAGAAAUGGAAGAGGUCAAAGACACCAUUCUCGGCAGUAUACUUCUAGAAAUUUUACCGAACGGUACCUGCUUGUUGACGGUGUUAAAAAAGAUGCUGGAUAGUUGCGGGAUUAUUUCGCUCAAGUAUGCCCUUCAUCUAAUGAGAGCACUUUCGAAACGUGUUGGAGAUGAUAAUGGCUGUGUAAGAGCUAUUAAGGAUUGGAUAAAAACAUUGUUUACCGAAACGGUCGCUACGGGACUGACAAGCAAAAUGCAGGUAAUGUUACUAUUUGCGCGUGAAAUUUGUACGGCAAACCAAAACAUUCUCGGAAGUUAUUCUGCGUGGUACAAGCAAACGAUUGGAGAGAUGAAGUACGGUGGCAUAAAAAAGGAUCAGUUCAUAAGGAUGCUGGAAAUGUUGUCGGCGAUACUACCAUUUGAAACAAGUUUAGAAGUACUGAAGGUUCAAUCAACGAUUGGUAUUUCGGCACCAAUACGAUGUAACGAGUAUGUUCUGAAUUACAAACAAUUAUGUCGUGCCAGGAUAGCUGAAUUGCAUACACUGUACACUCAAGUGGAUGCUAAUGGUAGCAUUAUUAUAGACGAGUGAUUGAGUU